AUGAACACCCACUCCCCCUACUCCCCCCAACCAUCCUCCAUCUCCCAACUAUCCCACCUCAACCCCCACGCCCACCCUCACUCCCAUGCGCACAGUCAUAGCCCGAGGACAGUAUCCAUCACGAUGGAAGAUUAUUUGACGGAUGAUGGAGGGGAGGAACAUCAGUUGAAUAUGGAUAUGGUGCAUGAUUUUGGGGGGGAGGGGAUGGGGGUUGAUAUGCGCGAGUUUACUAGGCAUGAUGACCUCGACGAAACAAUAUCGCACCACGAACUAACAGGCUCCACCCCCCACCCCCCCGCCUCGGCAACGUCAGCUUCAGCGAACGACGGUAGCAACUACGGCCAUACUCAAACCCAGGCCCGCGCUACGCCUCGUACCGGGCGGGAAGAGAGGAGUGCUAGUGGGCGUGUUGGAGGGGAGGGCAGGCCGGGGAGCGGGAGUGGGAGUGGGGCGAGUCAGGGGAGUGCGGGGUUGGAUAGUAUGUUUCAGACGGAGACGGGGUUGGAUGAAGAUGACGACGACGACGAAGACUCUUCCAGCACCAAACGCCGCAAAGGCGACAAAGGCUCCGCCUUUGAAACCGAAAAAGACACCCAGCGGCGCAAGAUCAAAAUCGAAUACAUCUCGGACAAAUCCCGGCGCCACAUCACCUUCUCCAAGCGUAAAGCGGGGAUCAUGAAGAAGGCGUAUGAGCUGUCCAUUCUGACGGGGACGCAGGUGUUGCUGUUGGUCGCUUGUUUGAAUGCGCCAGAAGGGUUCGGACCAGACGGCGAACCAGCCGACGCCGGGCCUGUACCAGCUACAAAAGCGAAAAACGGCGGCCUCGCCAUCCGGCCGCACAAACUCACGCCCCAGGCUACAGCAGCUAUGGCGGCUUCUGCCCAUGCCGCGAGUGGUAUCCCCAACGACAUGCCGAGUUCAUCCCAUUCCCACCCCCACCUCCCAACUCAGAACCAAGGCCAGAGUCAGGCUCAGGCUCAGGCGCACGCUCAGGCGCACGCGCACGCGCAACAACAGCUCGACGCCGUCUCAGCCCUCGGCGUCGGCCAAGGUUCCCCCAGCUCCCGGCCCAAGAAACGCAUGCCCUCCAACCGCCGUACAGCAUCUUCCGUCGGAGGGGGAGGGGAAUCGAAACCCGAACUUUCCCUUCCACUCCCUUCAGAGAUGCCGCCCGUGCCGCCUAUACCCGAUAUCCACCGUGCCCCACCCCCCUCCGCUUCUCAACAGAGUACGCCCCAACCGAGGAUGAUCCCGAACCCGAGCGCGGUUAGCGCGGUGCAGCAUCAGCAAUCGCCGUUGACGACGAGCCAGUUCCACUUACCGGUGGAGUACCAUCAUCCUCAUCCGGGACAGCCGACGGGGGGAGCGGGGGCGGGACAUUAUUAUCAGCCGGCGCCGGAGGGGACUUAUUAUUAUGCUUCUUCGCCUGCGGCUGCGCCGACGCCUUCUUCUGCUUCCGUUUCCGUUUCCGUUUCCGUUUCCGGGCAAGGGCAAGGGCAGGGGCAGGGGGAUGGAGCGGGCCAAGAUGGGGGUCCAGGAGGAGGAGGAGGAGGGGGGCAAGGGGGGCAAGGAGGAGGAGGAGGAGGAGGGGGGCAAGGACCGCCGGGGUAUCUCUUGCAGCAGCAUGCGCACAUGUUCCAUAACCCCUCGCCCCAACAACAUCAGCAUCAGCAGCAGCAUCAACAACAGCAGCAACAUCAACAACAGCAGCAGAGGGAGAGGGAGAGGUUGAUGGGGAUUGGGAUUUGA
Molecule: messenger RNA, 1749 nt
Organism: Cryptococcus wingfieldii CBS 7118
Lineage: Eukaryota; Fungi; Basidiomycota; Tremellomycetes; Tremellales; Cryptococcaceae
Exons: 4
Coding region: 1-1749 (582 amino acids)
Biological process (GO): positive regulation of transcription by RNA polymerase II
Molecular function (GO): RNA polymerase II cis-regulatory region sequence-specific DNA binding; DNA-binding transcription factor activity, RNA polymerase II-specific; protein dimerization activity
Source: RefSeq, a predicted model, not a curated record